Archocentrus centrarchus (flier cichlid) is the source of this 5156-nucleotide messenger RNA. RefSeq names its product RALBP1 associated Eps domain containing 1 (gene reps1). Gene Ontology annotation, molecular function: calcium ion binding; protein binding. Gene Ontology annotation, cellular component: cytoplasm; plasma membrane. Gene Ontology annotation, biological process: endocytosis; endosomal transport. The transcript has 19 exons. The record is from RefSeq and is a predicted model, not a curated record. Lineage: Eukaryota; Metazoa; Chordata; Actinopteri; Cichliformes; Cichlidae. The coding region runs from base 583 to 3048 and encodes 821 amino acids.
AGUGACUUGACGCUGGUGGCAGGAAUGGCGGCUAUGAUCAUUAGAGGAAGGAACCAAGAGACCCUGAAACUUUACUUCUGACGGCCCCGCAGAGGAAUGUGUUUCUAGUGUAAGGCAGAAACACCCUCCCGUAACGGAUUACAGGGAGAAGAAGUGCUGUAACGUGAGAUCACGGCGGUAGAUGUCCGGGUCGAGGAGGUGGACGCACUUUGCUAGUUAGCCUAACGUUAGUGGCACUGACUUUGAUUCAAGGUAGCUGUUAGCCCGCUGCACUACUAGCCAGCUGUUGGCUACUACUUGGCUUGGCUGGCCCAACAAGUUAUUAACUGUGUGAAAGCAGCCUUUAUUUGAAUCUUCGAGUCGGGAUCGCGCUCCUGCUCGGUACACAGUAUUAGGGACGUUUACAGAGAUUGGGAUAAGGCGCGUUGGGAACAUCAUUACAACAGCUAACCUCAACGUUAGCUCGGCUUAGCUAAGUUGGGAACCUGAAGUCUCGCCCAUUUUUUGGAUCCUGCCCCAGCCAUUGGCUAAGGGCUAAUCAACAGCCAACUUGUCUGGUUUUCAGGCUCAAUUGGUACUACGAUGGAAAGUCUAACGCUGAGUGAUGUCGAGCAGAAAUAUUACUCGGAUUUGUUCGUUUACUGCGACACGGACAACACCAAAAAAGUGGCUUCCAACGGGAGAGUUCUUGACCUUUUCCGGGCGGCCCAGCUACCCAGCGAAGUUGUCCUGCAGAUCACAGAGCUAUGCGGAGCCACUCGGCUGGGUCACUUUGGACGGAGCCAGUUCUACAUUGCUCUGAAGCUCAUCGCCAUCGCCCAGUCCGGGCUGCCUCUGAGGGUGGAGAGCCUCAACUCGGUCAAGGAUCUGCCGCUGCCGAGGUUUGUGGUGGGGAAGAAUGAGGCAGAAGCAAGACAUGCUGCACUGUACCAGGAUCCAGACAGCCAGGGAUUGUACCCAGCUUCUGGUACUGCAGUAAUACCCAGGCCACCAGGCAGGGGUCACCAAAACAAGAAAGGACAUCCCUCAUCCACUUCACUUCCUGUCCACGAGGUCAUCCAGCCCCUGGCACCUACCAUAGAAUCACAGCCUGAACCAACGUCCCCGGUGGUCUCCCCUCACCAGUCUCCCCCCACCUCGCCUCACUCCUGGAGGAAACACAAGCGGCAACACAGUGGAGGAAACGCAGAAAGACAACCAGUGGUGGCAGCAAGUGGGGCGGUGUGGACGCAGUUCAGAGAACCACAAACAGGUCCAGUGACCGGUGAUGGCAUGUGGGUGUCCCACUCGCCUCCUCUUCCAGGUCAGGAGAGCUGGGUCAGUUUUACAGCAGACACCCCGCCAUCCAGCACGCUCCCGGCAAUGCACCCCUCGUCAGUCCAGGACAGCACAACGAUAAGAACAGUGGCCUCAGCUGCAACGACCAAUGAGAUCCAGCGACAGUCCAGCACGUACGAUGAUCCGUGGAAGAUCACAGACGAGCAGAGGCAGUAUUACAUUAACCAGUUUAAAACAAUUCAGCCUGACCUCACUGGCUUCAUACCUGGUUCAGCAGCAAAAGAGUUCUUCACCAAAUCAAAGCUACCGAUUUUAGAGUUGUCACAUAUUUGGGAGCUGUCAGACUUUGAUAAAGAUGGAGCGCUGACGCUGGAUGAAUUCUGUGCUGCCUUCCACCUGGUUGUGGCCAGGAAGAAUGGCUACGACCUCCCGGAGAAGCUUCCCGAGAGCCUGAUGCCAAAGCUGAUUGACCUCGAUGACUCAGCAGAAGUCCCAGAGCCGGCUGCUGAUGUUGGAUACUCUGCGUCACCAGUGGAGGUGACCCCCAGCAAGUCUCCCUCUAUGCCUUCACUCAACCAAGCCUGGCCAGAGAUGAACCAGAGCAAUGAGCAGUGGGAGACGUUUAGCGAGCGCUCCUCCAGCUCACAAACUCUGACCCAAUUUGACUCUAACAUUGCACCAGCUGACCCUGACACGGCCAUCGUCCACCCAGUUCCCAUCCGGAUGACGCCUAGUAAGAUUCACAUGCAGGAGAUGGAGCUGAAGAGGACGACCAGCGACCACAACCAUCCCACCAGUCCUCUGCUGGCUAAACCUCCAGAACUGUCUGAAGAAGCCAAAUUGCCUGCCUCCAUGAAGUUUGUAGCCGCCAACACUGUAGGUGAUGGUUACAGCAGUUCAGACUCUUUCACCUCAGACCAGGAGCCAAUCACCAGGCAAAGGUCUCAGUCGGGUACGUCCCCAGAGGCUCUGAAGGUGGUAGCUCCGCCUCCCCCUCCACCCCGCCCCCACGCCUCCCACUCUCGCUCCUCAUCUCUGGACAUGAAUCGCACCUUUGCAGCCACGUCUGCCACAGGACAGGCCCAGCCCUCUACGAUAGCUUACCCUCCUGCUGUGCCUCCUCGACCGCUACCCACACAAACAUCAGUACCACUCACGGGGCAUCGCGUAGAGGCGGAGAGUAUACCAGGAGGCAGUAUACCAGGAGGCGGGGCGGUGCUCACCACAACCUCCCCACAGCAGAUUCCCCAGCAGCCCAACUUUGCAGACUUCAGUCAAUUUCAGGCCUUUGCUGCCUCUGAGCAGCCCUCAAGCUUGCCAGAGGUGGACAAACACAUCGAGGCAGGACCGGGGGACAAGCCUUCAGAGGGUGCCGGCCCUUUAAGAACAGUUAAGAGCGACGGCCAAGCAGAUGAGAGACCCUCAGCUACAGUCAACUCUACCAAAGGCUCCUCCGGGCCCCUGGCUCCUCCCCCCAAACCUGUACGUCGGAGGUUAAAGUCUGAAGACGAGUUGCGGCCGGAGGACGAGCAGCACGGUCCACAGAAAUCAAACGUCAUAGCCGCCGUCCUGGCCACUCAGCCCUCCAUUCCCAGGUCAGUUGGAAAGGACAAAAAGGCGAUUCAGGCUUCAAUUAGAAGAAACAAGGAGACAAACACAGUUUUGGCACGACUUAACAGUGAACUGCAGCAACAGCUGAAGGACCUGCUCGAAGAGAGGAUAUCUCUAGAAGUCCAGCUGGAGCAACUCAGACCUUUUUCCCAUCUUUAACCAACAUAUGAAGAGCAACUCUACUGUAGUUCAUCCGAAUCAAGGCUGUGGCCCUCGAUGUGACUCCCCCGUCCCUCCUCUCCUUUUCCUUCCAUCACCCCGGCUUUUCCUGGAGGCAUCAACCUGCCGCAGGGUGUUCCGUUAAAAAUGUCACGCUCAAUCACACACUGCUCAAUCAUAAACCGGACAGACCUGAGAGCACAGUCUUACCAGUGGGAGGAGGCGACAGGAGGGGAUUUUACAAACUGGCACUUUUCACUUUUUUGCUCGAGAGAGGUGAAGGUGAGGAGGAUGACGGCAAACUGAGAGACGGAGCGCUCCAGCUCCGAGUCCGGUCUGAAGAUAAAACUGCUGGUGUCUUGAUUAAUUCACUCUCUGAAUGACUGAAGAAGAAAUGCAGAGUGUAUUUGUCAUGUAUGUGUGACUGUUUGUGCAUUUGUGUUGCUGGAGGCUAGCACCGGUAUGUGUGACUUGGCUGCACCAAACUCCUGCUGAAAAUCAGGCAAAUUUACAGAAAGUGUGAACCAGUUGGGGAAAAUGUGCUUUUUUUUUUUUUUUUGUGUUGCUUUCUUUGUGAGAGUGGACUGAGAAGAUCCGUAAAGGUAUUAGACCUAAUAUCUUCAGAUAUUAAUAUCAUGAGCUUGACAGGUUGGGUUAAAUCUGUAGGGACACUGAAAAGUACAAAACAGCACUAUGUGCUUAAACUUAUAAGUUUCUGGUUAAAAAAAGUCAAACUGUUCCUCUUAAUGUCUUUUCACUUUAUGAUCCGUGCUACUACUGUAGUGCUCUGAAGGCAUUUCUUCCUUUUCAACCCUCGUAAGUGGUCUGUUCUGCUGAACAUGUGGCGCCUGGAUGUCACUGGCUGUCCACUAUUGUGAAAUAAUCCAAAGAACACAGAUUUUAUGGGCUUGCAGUGGGACAUAUGAAGACAGAAGAAAGUCUACAGCACAAAUCUACAUCGGUCAGUAAGCAAGGAACGAUAAAUCUGUGUUAUUUUUAUCAUUUUUUCUUCUUUUUUUUUAAUGGAGUUUGGUGUCGUUGCCUUCUUUGUGAAGCAUACUGGGCUAUCUCCAGACAGGACCUUUUGUAUGUGUGUGUGUGUUUGUGUGGGGCUUUAAUGACUAAACCGACACGGUGAAGGCUUUUUUUUUUUUUUUUUGGACUCAUCCUGUGACAUGAACUCAGCCCACCCUUCUCUCUUACUGCCCCUUCAAGUCUACAUGUAAACAUUUGUGUGGUUGAUGGCGUGAUGCAGUGAGUGAAAGUGCCGUGUCUUCUGGUUUUUCUACAUGUUCUAGUGUUUUGGGAUCGUCGUGACUGAAUGGUUUAACUUUAUGCCAAAUGACUGAACUUUCACUCUUUCACCUCCACUCGGGCUGUGUUUGAAGAAAAAAAAAUGCAACCUUUUCUUUUCCCUCUCCUUACAGAUUUUUCUUAAUUUCAUUUCAAACCUGGCUGUGGCUCGACAUUUCAGCUUUCUUUUUAAUGCUGCAGCCCCCCCAAAGUCUUUAACUUCACCUUUAUGAGUCAACACAGACAUUCAUGUGAAGGGUUUGAAGAUUUUUCAGCUGCUUGACUGCAGGAGGCGGCAUUUAUGAAGAAUACAUUUGUUGCUGAUCGGGGAGAAGUUUGCCUGCGAUUUCUCUUCAGCAAACACACGUGCACAGAUCCAAACUGAUGCAGCAGGUAGAGCUGAAUUUUGACAAUAGGUAAAUUUGCAGUUUUCUAAUCUGGCAGUCAGCACUAUGCAAGAAUGGGCGAUACAUCUUCACAGACCAACUGUACUGAAGUGUUUGUGCGAUGAUGGUAGCAACCGCGUGAACAGUAUACUCUGGUUUUUGUAUCGUAGAUCUUCCAGAACAUCAUCUACUGUAUGUUUGUAAUUCAUUUUGCCUUUUGUUUUGGGUUUUUUUGGUACUGACAUGCAGUCCACUUCCCCCUGCUCCCAGCUCCAGAGGGAAAUAAACUCCAGAUCAGUGUUUCAUCAGGGCAGUUUCAUCUGAAAUCUGCAAGAUGUGGGUGUAGAUGAAGCUUAAUAGGAGACCAGUCAACAGAAUGGGAGACCUGAAUGACCCAACUGCACUUUGAACUGACCCCCCCCCCCCCCC